Solanum dulcamara is the source of this 747-nucleotide messenger RNA. RefSeq lists its product as uncharacterized. Bases 1 to 747 code for a protein of 248 amino acids. Gene Ontology annotation, molecular function: protein dimerization activity. The record is from RefSeq and is a predicted model, not a curated record. The transcript has a single exon. NCBI's taxonomy places the organism in Eukaryota, Viridiplantae, Streptophyta, Magnoliopsida, Solanales, Solanaceae.
AUGCUACUUGUUCAAGUAGCAAAGAAAAGGUUGCAAAAGUUAAGAGAGAAAGAAUGGGGUUCGCUUAUUGAUAAAGUAUCUAAAUUUUGUAUCAAGUAUCAAAUUUUGAUACCUAAGUUAGAUGAGCCGUACUUUACCUCUUUGAGAUCACGGCAUAAACUUGCUGGUUGUACUAUCUCACAUCAUUAUUACGUUGAAGUGUUUUGCAAAGUUAUUGAUUGGCAAAUUCAAGAGCUUUCUUAUCGUUUUGAUGAAGUAACGACUGACUUGCUUCAUAAAAUUGCUUGUUUAAAUCCAAUUGACUCAUUUUCUAGUUUUGAUCUCAGAAAAAUAAUGAGAAUGGAUGAACAUUAUCCUGAUGACUUUGAUGAAUUUAGUAUGGGGGUUGUUGAGAAUCAACUUGCGAGUUACAUUAUUGAUGUUCGUGAUCUUGAUGAAAGGUUCUUCGAUCUAAAAGGACUUUGUGAUCUUUCAAAAAGAUUAGUUCAGACAAAGAAGCAUUCAAACUACCCUCUUGUAUUCUUCUUAGUGAAACUUUUCUUGCUCUUGCCAGUUGUCACUGCAUCCGUUGAAAGAACUUUUUCGGCAAUGAAGUUUAUCAAGAAUGACUUGCGGAGUCGAAUGAAUGAGAGUUAUUUUAGUGGUUGCUUGGUGCCUUAUGUAGAAAAAGAUGUGUUUAAUAGGAUCUCUAAUGAUGUUAUUAUAAAAACAUUUCAAGGAAUGAAACCUCGUCGUGUACAGUUAUAG